GCCAACCUAUAACUAUUAGAUGUCGAUCUUGAUGUUGGUGUUACUGUAGAAUAAACGUCGAUCUUAAGCGGGAAAUGUGACAAUACUUUACGUAAAUAUAAUCAGAAAUAAUGAAACCAUCAGUAAUUCGUAGAUUAGACGAAACUACUGUUAACAGGAUAGCUGCAGGAGAGGUUAUACAGCGUCCAGCCAGUGCAUUGAAGGAGAUGAUUGAAAAUAGUUUGGAUGCCCAUGCAAGUACUAUACAAAUUACAGUGAAGUCUGGAGGUAUGAAACUGUUGCAGAUUCAGGAUAAUGGAACAGGAAUUAGAAAGGAGGAUCUUGAAAUAGUAUGUGAACGUUUUACCACUAGCAAACUGGAGAAGUUUGAAGAUUUAGCAACUAUAGUCACAUACGGAUUCAGAGGAGAAGCCCUAGCCAGCGUUAGUCAUGUAGCACAUCUUUCCAUUGUCACCAAAACAGUGGAUGGACAAUGUGCGUACAGAGCGUCAUAUGUAGACAGCAAGCUGAAGGCGCCUCCAAAGCCAUGCGCUGGUAACCAGGGCACACAGAUAACUGUGGAAGAUCUGUUUUAUAAUAUGUCCACACGAAGGAGAGCUCUAAAGAGUGUCAGUGAAGAACACAACAAGAUAGCUCAUAUUGUGGAACACUAUGCCGUCCAUAAUGCUCAUGUCGGCUUCACUCUAAAAAAGCAAGGUGAAAGUCUUGCCGAUAUCAGGACUCCUCCGAACUCUACAGUUGUUGACAACAUCAGAAUUAUAUAUGGGAACAAUAUUGCCAAGGAGCUUGUGGAGGUGGAUGCUAGUGAUGAGACACUGAAGAUGAAGAUGAAGGGGUACAUAAGCAAUGUGAAUUACUCUGCCAAGAAAUACAACAUGUUGCUGUUCAUUAAUCACCGACUGGUUGAAUCUGCAGCACUGAAGAAGGUGCUGGAUCAAGUCUAUAGUGUUUACAUUCCAAAGAACAGUCACCCAUUCCUGUAUCUGAGCCUGGAGCUUGAUCCCAGGAACAUGGACGUGAAUGUCCACCCAACAAAGCGUGAAGUGCAUUUUCUGCAUGAGGACUUGGUUCUUGACAAAAUCAAGAUGGCAGUGGAGAGCAAACUGUUGGGGUGCAACACGUCUAGGGUUUUCUAUACACAGGCACGUCUUCCUGGCGCUAGUGUGCCCAAAGAGACUGCAGUUGGGGAGACAAACAAGACAUAUGCCCAUCACAUGGUGCGCACUGAUAGCUCUUUGCAGAAGCUGGACAAAUUCUUUGGCCCUCCUGCUGCCACCACUACUCCCUCUACUAGCAAAGCUACAGAUCUUGGCCAAGCAGAUGUCAAGAGCAAAGAAACAUCAUCAGGAUCAAAGGCAGCAAAGAGGGUGGAGUGUAAGCUGAGAAGUGUGUUGGAACUGCGGCAUGAUGUUGAAGACAAGAUGCAUGUGGGGUUGAGGGAGUUGCUGAAGAACAGUACCUUUGUUGGUUGCGUGAGUCCUAAACAGGCCCUAGUUCAACAUGAGACCAGACUGUACCUGUGCAACACUGCUCGUCUCAGUGAGGAGCUGUUCUACCAGACGAUGCUGUAUGACUUUGCUAACUUUGGAAUGAUUAAAUUUGCAAAUCCACUGCCUAUUCAUGAGAUGGCACUUAUGGCUUUGGAUGAUCCAGCAUGUGGCUGGACUGAAGUGGAUGGUCCCAAGAAUGAACUGGCUCGAUCCAUUGAGGAGGUGCUCACACAGAAAGGACCCAUGCUGGAUGAAUACUUCUCAAUGAUUGUUGAUUCCACUGGGAACUUAUGCAGCCUGCCACUGCUGCUUGACCAGUACACGCCUGAAACACGGGGUCUGCCACUCUUUAUAGUGGACCUCUCAACAGAAGUAGACUGGGAUGAUGAGAAGGGUUGCUUUGAUAGCUUCUGUCGAGAAACUGCACGGUUUUACAGCAAGCAGCUUGAGUCAGACUGCUGGGAGGAUGGGCAAGAAGACAGUUUGUCACAGAUAGAGUUGGAUGACAGACGGGACCUCAGGUGGGUGGUUGAGUACGUCAUAUACCCGGCUCUGCGUCGCAGCUUCUUGCCACCAAAGCAGUUCGCAGAAGAUGCCACUAUUCUGCAGAUUGCUAACCUGCCAGAUUUAUACAAAGUGUUUGAACGCUGUUGAGUUAUUGUUUCAUCUGUAAUUUCUGUAUAUGGACAUAGGUGUAUAAAAAAUAAAAUACAAAAUGAGUUUGCUUGGAAACUA
Zootermopsis nevadensis is the source of this 2225-nucleotide messenger RNA. RefSeq names its product DNA mismatch repair ATPase Mlh1 (gene Mlh1). NCBI's taxonomy places the organism in Eukaryota, Metazoa, Arthropoda, Insecta, Blattodea, Termopsidae. The record is from RefSeq and is a predicted model, not a curated record. Gene Ontology annotation, biological process: mismatch repair. Gene Ontology annotation, cellular component: MutLalpha complex. Gene Ontology annotation, molecular function: ATP-dependent DNA damage sensor activity; ATP binding; mismatched DNA binding.